This is a messenger RNA of Salvelinus fontinalis (brook trout), 3128 nucleotides long. Its product is annotated as Golgi apparatus membrane protein TVP23 homolog A-like. Gene Ontology annotation, biological process: vesicle-mediated transport; protein secretion. The transcript has 7 exons. NCBI's taxonomy places the organism in Eukaryota, Metazoa, Chordata, Actinopteri, Salmoniformes, Salmonidae. Gene Ontology annotation, cellular component: Golgi membrane. Bases 1666 to 2280 code for a protein of 204 amino acids. The record is from RefSeq and is a predicted model, not a curated record.
CAUAAUAAACCCCAGGAAGAGUAGCUGCUGCCUUGGCAGGAACUAAUGGAGAUUCAUAAUAAACCCCAGGAAGAGUAGCUGCUGCCUUGGCAGGAACUAAUGGAGAUCCAUAAUAAACCCCAGGAAGAGUAGCUGCCUUGGCAGGAACUAAUGGGGAUCCAUAAUAAAUACAAAACCCGUUGGUCACUCUGACAGAGCUCCAGAGUUCCUCUGUGGAGAUGGGAGAACCUUCCAGAAGGACAACUAUCUCUGCAGCACUCCACCAAUCAGGCCUUUAUGGUAGAGUGGCCAGACGGAAGCCACUCUUCAGUAAAAGGCACACGACAGUCGCUUGGAGUUUGCAAAAAGGCACCUACAGGACUCUCAAGAUUUUCUGGUCUGAUGAAACCAAGAUUGAAGUCUUGGUUCUGAAUGCCAAGCGUCACAUCUGGAGGAAACCUGGCACCAUCCCUACGGUGAAGCAUGGUGGUGGCAGCAUCAUGCUGUGGGGAUGUUUUUCAGCAGCAGGGCCUGGGAGUCUAGUCAGGAUCGAGGCAAAGAUGAACGGAGCAAAGUUCAGAGAGAUCCUUGAUGAAAACCUGCUCCAGAGCGCUCAGGACCUCAGACCGGGGCAAAGGUUCACCUUCCAACAGGACAACGACCCUAAGCACACGGCCAAGACAACGCAGGAGUGGCUUUGUGACAAGUUUCUGAAUGUCCCUGAGUGGCCCAGCAAGGGCCCGGACUUGAACCCAAAGAUGCUUCAACAAAGUACUGAGACAAGGGUCUGAAUACUUAUGUAAAUGUUAUAUUUAAGUUUUUUAUUUUCAAUAAAUUAGCAAACAUUUCUAAAAACCUGUUUUUGCUUUGUCAUUAUGGGAUAUUGUGUGUAGAUUGAUGAGGGGUGUGGGGGGACAAUUUAAUUAAUUUUAGAAUAAGGCUGUAACGUAACAAAAUGUGAAAAAGUGAAGGGGUCUGAAUACUUUCCGGAUGAACUGUAUAUUGAAUGUGUGUUAACUAUACAGCUGUUGUCUUAUAAUCAACGUGUGUCUGUUAAAUAUAGCAAAGACUUCUUCAGCGUUUUCAAUGUUAUUUAAAAAUGAAUACAAUAUUUUUAUACUGUUUCAUGAUAAAAUUACUGCUUGAUAUACACACAUACACAAAGGAGACAGGAGAGCAGGAAUGAAAGGAGGGAGGUAGGCUUUGACUUUAUUGUUGGAACCGGCGCUGCUAGUGAACCGUCGGUUGUUGGAGUGACAGCGACAUGAGCUGGUCAGAGCGGGUAAGAACGUAAACACUCGUAUUACUAAUGAAAACAUUUAAUUUAAAAAACAGUCCGUUAAUACCUAACAAAACAUAAAACAAGUCUUAGCAACAGCUUAAGUAGCCCAGACGACCGGAUAGCCUACUGUAUAAGACGGCUAGAUGUAGGCUAUAUUAAAAUACCAACGUAGCGUGUUUCUCUCACAGAAAGAAAGUGCGCAUCUUCUCUUUCCAGAUGAUGCUGAUGCGAGAACAUCUCUCUCCAUCUCUUUGGUGGGUUAGAUAGGAGGUCCAGUCGGACCCAUUUCACCGCGACACCUGCUUUAUUCUAUCCACCAUUAACAACGGACAGGGCUGUCAGAGCAGAACGAAUGAGCAAAUAGCGGACAGGUCUGGACGAGAACACCCGUCUCGCGGCUCACUAUGAAACAGGGUGGUCUCGUGGACGACACGGAGGAUGUGGAGUUGGAUUUCAGUACCGAGGAGGAGGAGCAGAGAGCGCUCAGGGGGGCAAAGAUCCGACACCCCCUCGCCUCCUUCCUGCACCUGUUCUUCCGAGUGGCUGCCAUAGUAACCUACCUGCUCUGUGAUUGGUUCACCAAGAGCUUUACUUCCUGCUUCAUUAUGAUCAUCACUCUGCUGUCCUGUGACUUCUGGUCUGUUAAGAAUGUGACAGGCAGGUUGUUGGUGGGUCUGCGAUGGUGGAACCAGAUCGAUGAGGAUGGGAGAAGCCUCUGGGUGUUUGAGGACAGGAAGUCUUCUCCCCAGGCCGGUGGUACGGAGGUGGAGGCCAGGAUCUUCUGGUCGGGUCUGAUCAUCUGUCCUCUCAUCUGGACCGGCUUCUUCUUCACCACCCUGUUCUGUCUGAACAUACACUGGCUGGUGUUGGUGGUAGCCAGUAUCUCUCUCCAGGGGGCGAAUCUAUAUGGUUACCUGCGCUGCAAGAACAGCAGACAGGAAGCCCCACCCACAUCCACUUCCUCUUUCCUGCAGGGACAGCACUUCCUCCAGCGGGUGAGGUUAGGGGUUAGAGUCUGAUAUCAUCUCCAGAAUACUGUGAUGGAAUCACCUGCAGCUGCCUUCUUCUCCGAGUGUGUGUGUGUGUGUGUGUGUGUGUGUGUGUGUGUGUGUGUGUGUGUGUGUGUGUGUGUGUGUGUGUGUGUGUGUGUGUGUGUGUGUGUGUGUGUGUGAGACAGACAGAGCAGGACAUGUUCUGGAACUCAGAAGGGGAUUUACAGAAGCAUCUCCAAGGCCUCCCAACAUCAAAGCUCCUGGAAUUUACAUUAGUUUCAUAUUCAGCAUUUUAAUUAUUUUGAUUUCAAUUUAUAUUUCUAUGAAUAUAUACAGUAUUUUUUACUUCUGACGUUGUUAUAACCUGUUUCCUGUCUGUCUGAUGGCUAAUAGAACAAACACAGCUGUCUGUUUCCUGUCUGUCUGAUUGCUAAUAGAACAAACACAGCUUCCUGUUUCCUGUCUGUCUGAUGGCUAAUAGAACAAACACAGCUUCCUGUUUCCUGUCUGUCUGAUGGCUAAUAGAACAAACACAGCUUCCUGUUUCCUGUCUGUCUGAUGGCUAAUAGAACAAACACAGCUGUCUGUUUCCUGUCUGUCUGAUGGCUAAUAAAACACUGAAGAAGUGAAGCUUUGUCUCUCAUUCUGUAGAUGUACUGACUAUGACUGUGAUAUGUGAUAUGUGGUUGAGGAUAACGGGGCGGCAGGUAACCUAGUGGUUGGAGGAGCCGAAACGGUGAAAGUUCUGUCGACGUGCCCUUGAGCAAGGCACUUAACCCUCUUAAUACUACGGCUGACUCUGUAAAACAACACAUUUCACUGCACCUAUCUGGUGUAUGUGACAAUAAAAUAUAUACAGUGCAUUCGGAAAAGUA